AUGAGAGGGUAUCUUUGGAAUGGAAAUUAUAAACUGACAUCUCACUUUCAAAAACAUUAUUGUGCCAGAUGGAAAUCAAGUGAACACAAGAGUAAAAGAUACUCAAAAACACUUAUUUUACCAAAGUCCAAAUUCAAUUCUACUCUGAGAGAUGGAGCAGCAAUUAAAAGAGAAUUAAAUAUUCAGAAGGCAUGCAGCUUCAAUAAAUUAUAUUCAUGGCAAAGACAAACAGAUCGCAACAAAGAGUUUGUUUUACAUGAUGGACCACCUUAUGCAAAUGGAGCAACCCAUGUGGGUCAUGCAAUUAACAAGAUUCUAAAAGAUGUUACAAAUCGCUACAAGUUAUUGAGGGGUUACAAGAUUCACUAUGUGCCUGGCUGGGAUUGUCAUGGUCUUCCUAUAGAAAUGAAAGCUUUAAAAGAUGGAAAAAUAGAUGAAAGGACAUUAAAGCCCUUGGAUAUUAGGAAUAGAGCACUUAAAUUUGCCAAGAAGGCUAUAGAAGUACAGCGUAAAUCAUUUCAGCAAUGGGGAGUGAUGGCUGAUUGGAGUGAAGGAUAUUUAACCACUGAUUUUUCGUAUGAAGCAAAUCAGUUAGAAGUAUUUUUUAAGAUAUAUGAUAAGGGUUUGGUAUAUAGAGAAUUUUUGCCUGUAUAUUGGUCUCCCUCUUCAAGGACAGCCUUAGCUGAAGCUGAAUUAGAAUAUAAUGAAAAACAUUGCAGUAAAUCAGUUUAUUUAACAUUAGAUGUCACAGAGAUAUCUGACUCUAUCAGAUCAUUAACAGAUAAAAGAAUAAAAGCUGUUAUUUGGACAACAACAGCCUGGACCAUACCAUUUAAUCAACUUGUUUCUUAUCAUAGUAAUAUACAAUAUCAGCUGUUAGAAAAUCAUAAUAAUGGUGAUGUUUAUCUGUGUGAAGAAAGUUUCAGUGUUAAAUUAUCAACUUUACUGGGAUGUCAAUUAAAAGUUAUUUGUUCAUUUUCAGGUGAUAACUUAAAAGGAACAAAGUAUCUCCAGCCUAUAACUAAUGAAGUAUGUCCAUUCUUACAUGGUGAUCAUGUGAGCAGUGGUAAAGGUACAGGAUUAGUUCAUACAGCACCAGCACAUGGCCAUGAUGACUUUGAAAUGGCUCGACAGUAUGAUUUACCUAUUGAAUGUUAUGUAGAUGAAGAAGGAAAAUAUUUGAAAGAAACAGGACCAGAGUUAAAAGGAAAAACAAUAGGAGUUGAUGCAGAAACAACUGUGGUGAAUCUAGUGAAGAAUAAUAUAAUAAAGAUAGAAGAUUAUAUACAUAGUUAUCCAUAUGAUUGGAGAACUAAUAAACCUGUUAUAAUACGAGCUAGUAAACAAUGGUUUGUUAAUAAUAAACUACUCAAAGACCAGGCUCUAGAAUGGAUAGAGAAGAUAGAUGUAAUACCAAGUUUAUUUAAAAAUAAUCUAAGAAAUAACAUAGAAAGUCAGACAUAUUGGUGUAUAUCUAGACAGAGAGUAUGGGGUGUUCCGAUUCCAGUCUUUUAUGAUAACAAAACUGAUCAACCUAUUGUUACACAAGAAAGUAUUAAAUAUAUAUGUGAACUAGUGAGAAAUAAUGGUAGUGAUAUAUGGUGGAAGUUACCAGUAGAACAAUUAGCUCACCAUUCUUUACUAGAUAAGUUUGGCAGUGAAUUAAUAAAAGGUACAGAUAUAUUAGAUAUAUGGUUUGAUAGUGGUACAUCUUGGGCUUCUGUUUUAAAAGAUAAUAACUAUGAAGCUGAUGUAUAUUAUGAAGGUAUAGAUCAAUGUAGAGGAUGGUUUUUAACAUCAUUAUUAACAAGUAUAGCUGUAAAUAGUAAACCACCAUACAAGAAGGUGAUGAUACAUGGUUUUGCAACUGAUGAAGCAGGUAAAAAAAUGUCAAAAUCCAUUGGAAAUGUUGUAGAUCCAGAAAUAGUGGUACAUGGUGGAAAGGAUAAGAAUGAAAAUCCGUCCUAUGGUGUGGAUAUUCUUAGAUGGUGGGCAGCUCAAUCUCAAGCUAAAACUAAUAUAAUGAUAGGAAAGAAUAUAUUAAAUAGAAUAACUAAUGAAUGUGUAUUCCCUGUGCGCAAAUGUUUUGGAUUUUUAUUAAGAAAUUUAUCUACAUUUGAUCCUUCAACACAAUGUAUAGAAUAUUCCUUAUUAUUACCACAAGAUCAGUAUAUGUUACUACAGUUGUAUCAAUAUGGUCAAAAUAUUACAAGAUAUUAUGAAGAAAGUGAAUUCAAUAAAGUCUUACUGGAAACCAUCAAAUUUGUAAAUGUACAUUUUUCAUUUUAUUCAAGCAUUAUCAAAGAUAGAUGUUAUUGUGAAGAGAAAUCUAGUAUUAAAAGACUAUCCAGUUUAACAGUACAGUACUAUAUGGCUGAUAUAUUAAUUAGAUCACUAGCUCCUAUUGUACCUCAUUUAGCUGAAGAGAUUUAUCAACAUCUACCUAAACAUUCACCUGCUGAAAGUAGUAUAUUUAAAACAAGUUGGUUUGAAUUACAUGAUGAAUGGAAUAAUACAAGUUUACAGAAUAUUAUUAAACCUGUAUUUGAUAUACAGAGUGAUGUACAGAGUGUUCUGGUAACAGAAGAUUCUAUGGAAUACGAUGUAGUUAUUUAUGCUAGUCAUUCCUUGUUUGAAAUAUUGAAGUUAUUUCAACCAGAUGAAGUUACAUCCAGUUCUUCACCAUUAAAUGAAAUGUUACAUACAUCACAUACUAGUUUACUAUCAGAACCACCUGCUAUUAUACCUGAUGAUUCUCAACUAGUAGACGGUCUUUCUACUGUUCUUCAAAAUGGUAUGAAAGUUCCUCAGCAUUUUAAAAUAAUUAUUAUGCCAGCUAUGAAGAAUAUUUGUGAGAGAUGUAGAAGAUAUACAGCUGAUCAUAGUUCUACACCAUGUGAGAGGUGUCUCACUGUUCUCGCUCAUGACUGGGCUGAGUGAUCUGAUCUUAUUUGAGUUUAUAAUUUUUAAAUUGAAUUGUUUCCAGUGUUAUAGAAGGCAAGAAUGUUAAAGCAUACUUUCUGUUUCCAAGUCCAAAACCAUCAUUCUUUAAAGGUUGUUUUUUCGGAUAGGAACAAGUCUUUUUAUUUUGCUUUGUGUUUCUAAGAUGUUAUUUAAACAUUAUGUGCCUAUAGAAAAGUUUAGUAAUUGUUAUGUUUUGUUGUGUGAGUUAUGUUUGUUAAAGAGAAUAUUUUUAUAUACAUGUUGUAAAGUGAGUGAGUUUGAAAAAGUAUUAAUCAUAUAUUAUUUUGUUUGGCUAACUGAUAAAUAAAAAUACAUGUUUUAUUAUCAAGUAGAAGCUUAAGUUUAUUUCAUGUUUAAUAAAUAAUAUAACAUUAUAUACAGUUUUAACUUCUCUUUCUAAACUGUUUCAAUUAUCAGGAUAAAAAACUCUCAUUAUACAACUACAUAAUCAUUUCUUUAUCAUAAUAAUACAAGGGGAUUUGGAUAUGCUUUUUUUUUUCAUACAUGGUCAUUUAAUCACUGGCUUCAGUAUUCAGUAUAACAUUCUACACAGUACCCAGUAGAGAUGUCAGAUCACAGAGUACACUAUAUAGCAUGUACACUAACACAAGCAUGCAUUUCACAUUCAAUUUACAAUAAUAUACAGACAUCAUUGGCAGCAUAUCAUUGACCAUUAUGUACUGCAAGGUUUUUCACAUUGCAUUUACCCCCAUAAAGUUUGGGCAGGAUUACUCUUGUGCUCUAAUUUGGGCUUGCCUUCUUUUUUGUGCAAGCAUCAAUGCAGAAUUGUUUGUCUCUUUACAACACCUAAAUUGAAAGACUAAAUAUGAAAGAAAAACAUUAAGGCAAAAUUUGCAAAAAUUAAUAUACAAAACAUCAUCAAAAGGAUUUGCCAACUGACCUAAUUCUAUAUUACAGAAGGUUUAAACUUCAAUCUUCAGCAAAAUAUCAGUAAUAUAAUGAAAAAAACCUUAGAUGAAAAUACGAUUGGCUUAAAAAUGGAUUUCUACUUCCCGAAACUUUUGCACUAAAAUAUACAGUAAUUAGACAUUUCAAUGUUUUAAAUUUCUUACAUCCAAAAGUCUAUAAACACAUAAAAUCAUAUGUACUGAAAUAAUUUAUAAGGCUUGAUUCACAUUCUAAUGUAUAUCUUAAAAUAACAGGAUAUAACAUGAUACACCAAAUAUUCUAUAAAAACAACCAAAUUAAAACUAAUUAACUAUUUCAUAUUAACAAAGAAACAAAAUAUAUUUAAAAUGGGAAUGAAUCAUAUUACAUACAACAAAUUAAAGCAUUAAAUGGUAGAAAGACUCAUAUAUUUAUCAACAUUAUCAUAAUUGUUACAUUUUGCUAUUAAACUUUGAAUUUCCUAUUGCACAAACAGGUUAUUAAUGUUUUUCUUAAUUCAAAUAGAUAAUUACACAAACUUUGACUUGGUAUUAGAUGCAUUAAUGAGGACUAGUUUUAUAAUAAUAUAUAUCACAUCAAGAGAUCUAUUUAGAAUAUCAAUAUUUAAUUAAUAAUUUUAAUAUAUAUAAGACAAGCAAAUAGAAUUAUAUGAAGGAGUAUUUAAAUCAUAUUACAUUAAAGCCUAGUUUAAUAUAUCAAGAAAACAUGCUAAUUAUAAAUGCAGGGCUGUUCACACAUAUUGACAAAAUGAUGUCAUGAUACA
This is a messenger RNA of Lottia gigantea (owl limpet), 4636 nucleotides long. RefSeq lists its product as hypothetical. Gene Ontology annotation, biological process: isoleucyl-tRNA aminoacylation. Gene Ontology annotation, cellular component: cytosol. The record is from RefSeq and is a predicted model, not a curated record. The coding region runs from base 1 to 2940 and encodes 979 amino acids. The transcript is spliced from 23 exons. Gene Ontology annotation, molecular function: tRNA binding; aminoacyl-tRNA deacylase activity; ATP binding. Lineage: Eukaryota; Metazoa; Mollusca; Gastropoda; Lottiidae.